Messenger RNA from Schizosaccharomyces osmophilus, 432 nucleotides. RefSeq names its product hsp16-like protein. The transcript has a single exon. Gene Ontology annotation, biological process: response to salt stress; protein folding; response to heat. Lineage: Eukaryota; Fungi; Ascomycota; Schizosaccharomycetes; Schizosaccharomycetales; Schizosaccharomycetaceae. The record is from RefSeq and is a predicted model, not a curated record. The coding region runs from base 1 to 432 and encodes 143 amino acids.
AUGUCUCUUCAACCUUUCUUCGAUUUAUACCCAUUUCAAGACGGUCUUUCUGACUUUUUGAGUUAUUCUCCUCGUGUCCAACGCCAGAAUCGUGUUGGCGAUUUGUCACCUGCCAUUGAUGUUCACGAAGGCAAAGACACGGUUGCUGUUGAUGUAGAACUUCCUGGUGUCAAAAAGCAAGACGUACAAGUUCAUUACGACGAAGGAAAACUUACCAUUUCUGGUGAAUCUGUGAAUGAGCGCAAGAGUGAAAGCGACAAGGGAAACCAAAGAUGGUCGGAACGUCGCUUUGGUUCCUUCUCCCGAACAAUCACCAUUCCAAACAAGGUAGAUGCCGAUCGCAUUGAAGCUCAAUUCAACCACGGUAUUUUAAGCGUUGUCUUGCCCAAGAUUGAGGAAUCUCGCUCCAAGAAGCAAAUCGCCAUUCACUGA